Vicia faba (fava bean) is the source of this 351-nucleotide messenger RNA. The record is from the annotation of a GenBank genome assembly. NCBI's taxonomy places the organism in Eukaryota, Viridiplantae, Streptophyta, Magnoliopsida, Fabales, Fabaceae.
AUGAAAUUAAACAUCAAAUGGCAUGUUGGAGUUGACACUUUACCGGCGCUACACCAUCUCGCGAAGUUCACCGUGUACACCCCUAUUGAAGAUGUGUGCGAAAUAUUGCAGGAACUUAUACCUUAUAGUGAGAAUCGGAAAGUUGUGAAGAUCGAGUACCGCUCACCAUCUGUUGACAAAUAUGAGAAGCUUGUGUUCAUCAAUCGUAAGCUGAAGAACGAAGAUGAUCUACAGGUUAUGUGGAAUACUUUUACCAGUUUUGAGGAGAAAGUUCUGAUCGAGCUAGAUACGACUAUAACAAGAUCGGUCAAUGAUAUUAUCAUAAUGUUGCAACGUCCACCUAGACGUUGA